GGCGGUUACCAUGGCAACAACAGUCGACACAAACAAUCCCGUCUGUUGCCUUCCUGUGUUGUAACCCCCACCGCCAAGGACAGACCUCUACAUUGGUCUGGCUUUUUCAAAACGACCCGCGGUGGUCGUCGGCGCGGGAGCAAACAUGGACAAGUACGAGCAGGUGACGUGUUUGGGUCGCGGAGGAGCAGCGGACGUGUUCCUGAUGCGGCACGUGGAGCGGAAGAGCCUGCACGCGGUGAAGAGAGUGAAGGUGAAGGGCGCGAGGACAGCGAUCUCCUCACAGAGGGCAGUGCUUCUGCACGAGGCUGAGAUCAUCAGGAGGCUGGAGCACCGUCACAUAGUGACAUGCAGCGAUGCGUUUGUCAGCCCGGAAGACGGAUUCAUUUACAUCGUGAUGACCUACUGUGAUGGUGGCACGCUAGAUGACAAGGUCAAACAGAGGGAAACAGGGGAGUUUUUCUCAGAGGACACUGUGAUGGGCUGGUUCGUGCAGGUGGCCAUGGCUUUAAAUUACAUACACACACUUAAAAUACUACACAGGGACAUCAAAACCUCAAAUGUGCUGCUAACGAAGCAAGGCGAGGUCAAACUGGGGGACUUUGGGAUUUCCAGAGUACUGAGCAACACGACUGACAUGGCAUCCACGUGUGUUGGGACACCCAGCUACCUGAGUCCUGAGCUUUGUCAGGAUCUCCCCUACAGCUCCAAGUCUGAUAUGUGGGCCCUCGGCUGUCUGCUUUAUGAGAUCUGUGCCCUAAGGCCUCCGUUCACGGCCUCAAACCUCCUGAGUCUGUUACACAAGAUCACCAGAGGAGAGUACGAGCCCGUGCCUAACGUGUACUCAGACGAAAUCAACUCCUCCAUCAAAAUGAUGCUCUGCCUCAACCCAGAAAACAGGCCCAGUGCUGCCUGUAUACUAAGCAGUCCCUACAUGCAGGCUCACAUAGAGAGUGUCACUGUCAGUGCUCCUGUGAUUCAGCCUGAGGGAAACAUCUGUGACUUCAGUGUAGAAGGAAACUCCUCACACAACCUCAGCCCGUCCCACUCAGUGAAGGGCAGUGUCAGUGACGAGGAGAAGGAUCGUGGUGCUUUGUGUCGUGGAGGACAAACCCACUGUGACGCCGUGUGCCACUAUCCCGAGGACUUUGACGAGGACGAGAGUUUGUCCUCUUCAGAAGACAGCAGUGGACACUCAGGCUCUCCCAGGAGAAGCAGUUCUCAGUCCACUGCAUCUCCCGAUGUUCCUGAACAAGUUGACUACCCUGAUGACUUUGAGGAAGCUGAGGAGAAGGAAGAUGAUGAGGAUGAAGCAGACUUUGUCCACGAUGAAGGAGUGGAUGAGUUUCAGCUCUGUGAUGCUGGAGGAGUGACAGUGACACUGAAAGGCCUGAAAGCACCUUUCCAACCUUAGGAGCUCGACAUCACUGUUGGACCACGGUCAGACAUGAGGAGACUGAAGGAGAUAAAACAGUGAACUGUGAAGUGCAAGUGCUUAUGUGCAUUUUAACUGCUCAGUGAUGGAGAGAUAAACACAAAUGUCACUUUAUAGAUUGGAAUCACUAUUUCAUAUAAAAUAUUACUGUGUGACUACCAGGGGACUUGUCUUAUCUAUUAUAUAUCAGUGUAAUAUAUAUAUAUAACUAUAUAUAUAUUUUUUUUUUGUCUAAUCUUAUGCAUUCGGAAUGAAUCAUUUCUAUGAUUUUAUCUUUGGAUGAAAAGCAGAAAGAAGCAAAAACAUGCCUGUGGUUAUGUCCUCAAAGGAAAUAUGUGGUAUUUGCAGCUUGCCACAAAGAUAAGGAAUGCGUUAUUAUUUAAAUUCUCCCCUGACAAGUCUAACACAGAUGAUGACUAUAUCUAUCUAUCUAUCUAUCUAUAUAUAUAUAUAUAUACAUCAUAUGCCACGCAAAUGCAAACGUAAAAAAACAAACUAAUGAUAUGAGCGUGUGAGUGUAGCAGAUUUUAUCUGUGCAGUAACUUUAACACACUGUUCCAGUCUCAUUUCAGUAUCAGUAAAUAACGUUUUCUACACUGUCUGAAUAUUUCCUACUUUUCUAUAAUUACUUCACAUACUGCACAAACCAACGAGAGACACUUUGAGAAUCACUCAUCUUUGCUUUUACUCUUUUACUCUUUUUUACUUUUUUACUCACGCUUAAUGAACAAAAUGAUGUUGGCUUCAUAUGCUACAUUUUUCUGUCUGUUUUAUUGUUUGGACGUUGCAAACAUCCUCUGUCAUUGUAAUUUACCGUAUACUAAGAAACUUAAAGUUGGCAGAAUAAUUAUUUUUUGGCUUCUCCGUUUAGGGGUCGCCACAGCGGAUCAUCUGCCUCCGUCCUGCCCACUCGCUUAUGUCCUCUUUGGCUCACCAACUGUCCUCAUGUCCUCUGAACCUUCCCUGUGGUUUUCAUCUUUUCCUCCUGCCCUGCAGCUCCAUCUUCAACCUCCUUUGUCCACUAUAAUCACUUUCCCAAUUCAGCGUGUGCAUCUCAACCUGGACUCUUUUACUUUGUCUCCAAACCGUUCAACCUGAGCAAGAGAACAAUCGACGUUACAUACCUUUAGUUCAUUAUUUGUGAGGCAAAUGUUUGUAAUUCUUGCCACAAACAUACACACAACACCUGAGUUAUCAGAAUGAAUGAGGUCUGAAUUUUUCUCCUUCUCACACGAGAGAUGACAGGAGAAACAUUUAUUAAAUGUUUUAUGAUUGCAGACCUAUGUUUAGUGAGUGAUUCUCCUUAUCUCUGUGCCCCCCCCACUCCACCCACUACACAGUAUCUAUAAUAACUGAUAACUAAGAGAAAGUGACUCAUCUAAGGGUAAAAUACAAGACUGAAACUUCAA
Molecule: messenger RNA, 2844 nt
Organism: Solea senegalensis (Senegalese sole)
Lineage: Eukaryota; Metazoa; Chordata; Actinopteri; Pleuronectiformes; Soleidae
Gene: nek12
Product: NIMA-related kinase 12
Exons: 2
Coding region: 146-1414 (422 amino acids)
Biological process (GO): protein phosphorylation
Molecular function (GO): ATP binding; protein kinase activity
Source: RefSeq, a predicted model, not a curated record